Cucurbita pepo subsp. pepo (vegetable marrow) is the source of this 787-nucleotide messenger RNA. Its product is annotated as AWPM-19-like family protein. The record is from RefSeq and is a predicted model, not a curated record. NCBI's taxonomy places the organism in Eukaryota, Viridiplantae, Streptophyta, Magnoliopsida, Cucurbitales, Cucurbitaceae.
UCUCUGCCUCCUUACUUCCACAUUACAUUACAAGUUUUGGGUCUUUUUGUUCUGUUCUUCCUCUUUCACUCAGCUUUUUCUUUCUGAUUUCACUGCUCAAAUGGCUAAUUCACAGAUGAAAUCCAUUGCCACUGUGCUUCUGUUGCUUAACUUCUGCAUGUAUGUUAUUAUUUUGGGCAUUGGAGGGUGGGCCAUGAACAGAGCAAUUGAUCAUGGCUUCAUCAUUGGUCCUGGGCUUAAACUUCCAGCACAUUUUUCACCAAUUUACUUCCCCAUAGGGAAUGCAGCCACUGGUUUCUUUGUGAUAUUUGCUUUGUUAGCUGCUGUGUUUGGAGCUGCCUCAGCAAUCUCAGGACUUAACCAUAUUCGGUCAUGGAGUGCUGAAAGCUUCGGUGCUGCAUCCUCUGCUGCUGUUUUUGCUUGGACUCUCACUCUCCUUGCCAUGGGCUUUGCUUGGAAAGAGAUUCAACUGGAUCUCAGAAACUCAAGACUGGUAACAAUGGAAGCCUUCUUCAUUAUUCUCUCAGCUACACAGCUUGUUUACAUUAUGACCAUCCAUGGUGCUGUGACCAAAAGAUGAGAGCUGAAUGCUUUAACAUUUGUUUGAUUCAUUGCCCAUUUUCAAUUGUCUUUGGUGUUGUUUUCUUUUGUUGUAAUUAACCAUCUCUGUAAACCUUGCAAACAUGCAAGGAGCUUAGUUUAGAAGAUUAUUCUUUUUGUGGUUUGUUGUGGUGAUUUUAUUUGUAUAAAUGUUGACAAUAAACUUGGUUUGAUGUUUGAUUUAAAA